AUGCAUCCAUUGGCCGCCGCUCGCGUGAAAGCACUCAACAGCCUUCCGUCUCCACACCGAGAGGUUGCACUCGCCGCUUGUCAACUUGAUUGCUCUGAUUCAGACUACUGCCGAUUCGACCGCCUUUGGUUGAGCGCAGACAGCACACUAUACGGUCGCCUCUUUUUAGUCUUGUUCGCUGUCCUGGAUUCGGAACGAAUUCCACCACUGGCGCGCAUUGAAGACCUGUCUUCUACCGAAAAGAGGCAGAUACACCAUGUCUAUGGCGUAUUUGAUAUGUGUAGCUUCGUUAUAGCCUGGGUGGAGUUCCUCUACGACGCCCACGACUUCCUCCUCUUGAUCAAGGACGUUGUUACAGUUGACGACAAGAUGGUGCUGCCGCCCAAGACUACGCUGCUUGUGGGCUUUGCGCACUUCACUCGGGCAGUAGAGGUAAAAUGGGUCCAGAAAUACGAGUGUGACAUCGAUCGUCUGGCGGGUAACCUGGGCCCGUCUCGCGUCUUCUGGAAUAGCCCGGCAUACCUCCGUCUCAUGGUUGACGCCUGGCAAUAUACUCUGAGCCAUCCCAGGCCGGACGUGAGCAUGCUACAUGACUGCAUCGCCAUGAUACCAGCCACUCUAUCCCAUUCUCAGCUUGACGUGCUCCUGGAUGCGGCGGGCGGGUCGGUCGACAGUCUUGUCCGCUUCGUCAAAAAACAUCUCACGCUGGUCGACGAAGUCCCCGCCAAACUACGCACUCGGCACUUCAUAAUCCUGUCCUGCCGCCCGCUCGAACUUCUACUCCACGUCGAAGAGCUGCUGGUGGCCGACUCGUCUAAUCGUGGCCCGGUCCAGGCGGGCGCGGUGGCAGAGAGUUUGGUGUCGUGCCACCUCUUCCCUAAAGUACUCGUCGUGCUUGACGCCGCGCUGGAUAUGGCAAACACACCCUCUAACCCUGCUCCCGCCGAGUUUUGGCUGCGCACUCUCCGAACCGUGCUAAGUGUAACAAACACAAUUAUUGACUCGGGAUCACACCCACUCCGCAUAGCGCUUCACCAUGACUUCCUUCCCCGCAUGCUUCAAAUUGCACUAUUUCUACCAGAUGAGCUCCUCUCCGCAAAUUUGCAGCGCAAUCAACACGUCUUGAAUGCCGGGCAGCAUCGUGCACAAUGUGUCGCGCAGGCCGCUGACGGAACCGCGAUGGCGAACAAGACUGAGCGUGAUUCGCUCAAAGAGAUGGUAGCGUGUUGCGGGGACCCAUUGGCGGCAGACGAGGCUGAUCUGAAGAAGGCUGGGCCGGUCGUCGUGCAGGAAAUCGAGGAUGGCGUCGAUGAGCUCCUGGGCGAGGGAAGCAACGACGGACAUCAGCUAAACGUCAUCAUGAUUACGAAGUAA
Messenger RNA from Mycena indigotica, 1374 nucleotides. RefSeq lists its product as uncharacterized. NCBI's taxonomy places the organism in Eukaryota, Fungi, Basidiomycota, Agaricomycetes, Agaricales, Mycenaceae. Bases 1 to 1374 code for a protein of 457 amino acids. The transcript has 4 exons. The record is from RefSeq and is a predicted model, not a curated record.